This is a messenger RNA of Trichoderma atroviride IMI 206040, 1152 nucleotides long. Lineage: Eukaryota; Fungi; Ascomycota; Sordariomycetes; Hypocreales; Hypocreaceae. The record is from RefSeq and is a predicted model, not a curated record.
CACGUGAUGGCGAUAGGCUCCUUGCGGUGGCAGCGCGGGAGGGCGCUAACAUUUCGCGUGUCAGAUGGGCAGCAGGCGCAAGUACCUGCGACGUUGACAGCGGCACCUCGUUUAGUUGAUUGCGCAGUGACAUCUGUCACUCAGCCCAGCUACCAGUGGACACUAAGAGAAUGGAUACCUGCCAUGAUGUUGAAUGGGCCAUUCUGAUGAGCAAAGUGCCAAGCAAACAGUGCUCCUUUUUCUUGUUUUACCAGUAUGUAGACAACUCCCUCAUCGACGAUGGAGGUGCAAAAUGCUGCUGCCUGGUGAUUGCCGUCAUGGCGCUCUUGUUUUAUAUCUCACUUGCAGGUCUUGCUGCAACCCACCGCCACUGGUGCCUUUGCACUACGUACUGUACGACUGUAUGAUAUGAUGUAAACAGACAGCACUGAACAGGAAUCUUUUUUGCCCUGAUACCUUCGAGUAAGUAGGUUCCUAGCUCUUACAAUCUCGGACCCUGAGUCCCGCCCAUCACUCAUCUCACCACCAAUGACGUACCUUGCGAGCCCACAUCGUCCUGUCCACAUCCCGAAAAAUCGGACUUCUCGGCCGAUAUGACGGUGAAGCGCGGGAAAGAAAAACAGCUGCAAAGAAAAAACGACAUGAAAUUUUCUUUCUUCUCCUGCAAUCAGGGGUUCUCGCUAGCACUCACAUCCCAGCCCAGUAUAUUUCAAAGAGAUCUCUAGUUCGUCGGCAAAUAUGAUUAGGGUAUAGCUUGCCGGCGCCCGCCUGUAUAAGAGCGCCGGCUAACUUUUGCGCUCACCGCAUUGCUCGCAGACUCAAUUUUCCGUCGUGCCGCUGAAGCGCGAGGAAGGGCUGCGGAAAAUAGACCAGGUAUACGUACAUGCUACUGUAAGAGCGUAGGCCUAUAUUGGCCUAUUCGGCGCAUGUACAAGCUGGUAGUAAUACUGUAGGUGCAUUGCAAGAAAAUUUGCACACUUGCCAGCUCCUCGAAAAGAGCUGCCUGAUUUAGUCCCUUCGUCUAAAAACCGCCAUCCGGUGGCUCGGUGUCCAAAACUGGGACUUUCAAAGAGGGACCCGCGCGCGAUCAUUAUCGCGAUCGCAUCGCACACGAUGCGCGGCAGCAAAAUCACCAUCACAAAGGCCAAAAGC